Toxoplasma gondii ME49 is the source of this 6480-nucleotide messenger RNA. RefSeq lists its product as hypothetical. The transcript has 2 exons. The record is from RefSeq and is a predicted model, not a curated record. Lineage: Eukaryota; Apicomplexa; Conoidasida; Eucoccidiorida; Sarcocystidae. Bases 1 to 6186 code for a protein of 2061 amino acids.
AUGAAGCUCCUCCGUUUCGGGUCCCACGCCGCCGUUUCGCGGCGGCUGGCGGGACUGGAAAGGAUGGUCGUGAAAUGCAGAGCAGAACUUGGACUUGGCAAACAAAGACUCUUGCUUGUCAACGGCAAUACGCGAGCGAAAGGCUCAGCUCUUCGGCGGCGAUCGAGCGAUAGGAAAAUCCGUUCCAGCGACUUUUUGCUUCACACCGGCCGUGCAGGUCGCGGUACGCCCGGGUGUACAGACACCCCGGAGGUGGCGGCCGCCGAAGCCUCUUUCGGCGAGGAUGCAUCGGGGCGUUUUCCUUCGCCAGUGAGUUUUUCAUGCUCGCGACCUAAGCUGCGAACUGCCGCGGGUGGGGUGGCGUCUUGGAAGAAAAAUCAGAGUUGGAGCCUCUCCUUUUCUUGCGGUCCAGAAUGUGUAUGUACACCCGACACACGGGAGAUGUCCGUGCCUCCUCACGGCCUUCGUUCUAUAUCAUUUUCGGCUCCUCUUCAUCCUUCAAGCAGCUGUCAGAAGCCCGCUCCAGAGCCGGAGCACGGUUCCGUGGUCCACGUACGCGACGCGCUGUCUCUGCGGUGUGCCUACACCUCGACGCCUGCCGGGGGCCUGUUCCCUCUCUUGAGUCCGCGCCUCCUCUCUCGAAGGACCUGCUCUUCCAGAGCGGUGCCUCUUUCCAGGAGACCUCGAGAAGAGAUGGUGUUUCGCGUGGAAACGCCUCGUUCUCUGUCUUCUCCUGGAGACUCUGUCCGGCUCCGGAGAAGGCCAUCAAGACAGAGAGACACUUGCGUCCCGGGAGAGGCGAUGCGUUGUGACGCUAAACAAAGGAACAUGCGUUUUCGUAGAAAUAGACAACGCAUGCGAGCUAGGACUCCAUGCGUCUUGCACUUCCCGGCAUUCUCUGGGUACCCAGAGGGCAGCUGUCUCGCUGUCCCCUCCUUAGCUUUGUCGUCUUGUUCUCUCCCGUUCCUCCGCUCUCCGCGUCCGUCGCUUCGCGCCACUGCCUCAUGGUCCCCUCGGCCGCGUUUCGUUCUAUCCUCUUCUUUACUGGCGCAGCCUUCUUUCUCUUCUUCUUGUCGUCACAUCACUGAGUCUUUCUUUCCAUCUUUGUCGUCUGCUCUCGCCUCCCCUUCUGCUUCUUCCUCCCCUGACGGUCCUAUGAGGUCUCUUCUCCGUCGUGACCCUUCUCCCUUUCACCAUCGUCCCCUUCCUUCGUCUUCUCCCCUCCCUCCUUCUUUCCUUUCUUCUUCUCUCCUGUCUCCUUUUCUUCCUUCUUCAUCUCCGUCUCUGUCUCUGUCUCGCGCAUUCGGUUCUGUCUCUGCCUCCCCGUCGUCCGAGUCUCCCUUCUCUUCUGCGAGUGUCGGCGAGGAGGUGCAAGAGCGCCUGAGCGUCCUGGAGGCCCCCGCCGACCGCGCGCGCGCCUCGGCAGUGGCGGCGCCGCUUCUCUCGUCUCCUCUGGAAGCCAUUGAAGCCUUCAUGAGCGAGGAAGUUCACCACCUUCUUAAGGCUCGCUCUUCCCCUUCAUUGCCUUCUCCUUUGUUUCCUUCUUCCUCUUCUGUCUCGGCAGUGUCUCUGGAGACCGACCACAGCGUCUUCGUCUGUCGAGACGGCGAUACGCUGGACGCGACUUUGCGCUUCGAGACUGCCUCUUGGGCCGUUGCAGCUGUUCUCGCUUCGCGGGCAGAUGGACGUCGAGGCCAGCUCCGGAACUCUCAGUCUUUUUUCUGGAUCCACUUUGCGUGUCACGUGGAGGCUGGCCUGUUGCCUCUCACUCGGAUUCUUCUCUUCUCUUCCCGCAAACCCCACAGUCUCCACCCGCGUGUUCCAGCCGCCUCCGUAGCUAUCUCCUCGCCAGGCGCCUGGGAAGGGCCUCCUCAGAAACUGUAUUCUGGAGCGGCUACUAGUCUUCCCACCGGGGUGGGGAGACCGGGGGCGACGAAGAGCGGCGGCCGCCAGGAUGCUUUGCGCGCUCUCUCGGCGGAGGGAGAGGGCGAGGAGGCGAUUCUGGAGAGCGCAGCUUUGCACGUAGAUUCUCCUCGACAAGAGGGAAUGGAAGGCGCUCUCAAACAUGACUCGGAUGUCGACGAGGUUUGGGAGGAAGUCUGUUUCCGACUGGCCGUCCUGGGGCGUCUCUUGGGGUUGUGUCGAGGCCGAGAGAACGGCAGAACCACUGCGUCUCUGCAGUCCGCCUCCUCCUCUCUCCUGGCCCCCACAUCUUCAGACGCUGCUGGUGCGGCGUCGCUGUUCCCCGACGUCUCUGGGGUCCGAGAGUCCCUCCAGAGAGACCAGCGUUCUGCGGCGAAGCGCGCUGUGCUUUCGCGUCUCCUGAGCGAAGUCGACUACCUGUACAUCACACAUCUCCCGCUCUUUGCUAGUCGUGUGAACCCCCUUUUUCGCCGCGUCUGCGAGUCCCUGCGCGUCCUCAGCGCGGCACACGAAACCUCCCAAGAAGCGGCUAAAGGCGGACGCAAAGAACCAUCCACGUCGGAGAUGAGACAAACACUUCAGCCCGUUUCUGUCGACAACGUUGUUGCUCCGAGUCGCGAAGAGACGCUUCGCCUUCAGAGUGCAGGGCAUCGGGCAGUCGAGGCACUCGAAGUCGUUCGGCUUCUCUCUUUUCUUGUGCGCUGUCUCCGCUCCCUCCCCCACAAAAGCGGCGGCGGGUCCCCGACGCCCCACAGAAGAGCGGAGGCGGAGCCGCGGGGCGAGAGCCACGGGGCCCUCUUUCGGGCCCCGCGGCUCAUCAGCUUCCUUCGGAGACACAUUGCAGGCGUGGCGAGAGUCGCCCUUGUGGGGUGUCUUCCCCCCGCCUCGCGUUCAGCAGCCGCCUGCCUCUCGCUCUUGGACAAGAGGGGCCAAGCCGGAGCUCAGGCGACGGAGACACAGGCCUUUUCGGGGCACUCUGAGGUCGAGCGACACGAGGCGAGUUCGUCGGAAAGCGGGGAUUUGCUGCUUGGGGUAAGGAGCGAGACUGGCGGGGCGACGCGUGCAAGCGGGGAGCGUCAAGCGGAGGAGCGACGCCUUGACGAGGACCCGGCCGUGGCAGUGAACGUCCGAGCUGAAGGCUCUUUUCAGAGGUCUUCUUCAACGCGGGAGACAGCAACACGGUCGUCGGCAACGGCGCUUCGUGGGCUAGAAACCGAAGCAACAGAGACAAAAGAGAAGAGAGAAGAGAAGAGAGAAGAGAAGAGAGAAGAGAAGAGAGAAGAAGAGGGAGACGAGAUGAAACAGACGAAAGACGAGGGGAAACUGGAAGCGGAGGACGAAACGCCAGACAGGAGGGAGAAGGAGGUGGGAGCCGCUUCAUUUGUGUCAGCUUGUGAACAGAUGGUGAGAGAGGAACGACUUUCUCUCGCAAUUCGAAAGGCAUGGGGAAGAAGGCGAUUUGCAUGCAUCACCCUGCAAGACUCGACGAACAAUCUGAGCAGCGCGAUGGAUCUCUGCAGACAGGAUGCGCGCGUUUGCCUCCAACACUGCGAGAAGCUUCUAUGGUGUCUGGAGCGCCUCCGGGAGGCCGAGGCGCGCGCGCCCGAGUUGCAAGCAGAGACGGGCGGUUUUCCUCUGGACCGCGAACUGCCUGCGGAUCUCCUGCAGGUCCUUGCAGAUCUCCUCGACUGCAAACUGGACAAACAGCGCGACCGCGACCGACGCUGGUCUCUCGCCGCCCGACGCCGAGCGGAAGAGCCCCCGCCGGCGCCCGCAGCGCUGCCCCUCGGCACGGGCGCCGUGGAGACACCUGCGGGCGAGGGCGGAGACACCUGUCCCCUGGAGACCCGUGUGAAGGCCUUGGGGCGACGACGGCGGAGGCGGCUUGUGAGGCCGGAACGCACGGUAGGACCCGACGCGCAGAAUGGAGACACGUCGUCGCCGAGAGCGCCCGAGGCUUUGAAUGCAGCGGGAAGAGAAGCAGAGCGGAUCGAGGUAGCCGCGGGUGCGUCAGAGUCGCAGGAGUCUUCAUCUGGUGGUGAAGCUCCUACUGCACCUCUCGACGGAGCGUCUUGUGAAGGAAGUUCGGAGAGUGUGAGAGUCACUGAGGGAGCUCUCGAGAUCGACGACAUUGAAGAAGAAGAAGAAUCGUUUCUGUUGCUUCACAACAUGCUCGAUCGGCAGAAUCCGUAUGCGUUUCCGCGUCUUCUCGCCAGCGCGAGUGACGUCGGGGACGAGCUUUGGUCUAUCUCGGCUGUGGCGCUAGAGGAGCGAGAAAAGCAGCACCAGUUUGCGGAGGAAGGUGCACUCUUUCCUUUUUACCCCGCGCGCGUGGCAGGUCCCUCGUCACUGGAGAGCAACCAGUGCGGAGCUGGCGAGGCAGAUGUGCUUGCACCUGCGCCCCCCUUCGCGUUUCUCGUGGACAAGCGCGCCCGGUUCCGUGAGCUCGAGAAGGAACAGAAGCGAAUCGCCCAGCUCCUGGCGGGGGCGCAGGGCGGCGCGAGCUCCUCUCUUUCAGGUGGAUGCGCACCGCGCGUCGCAGACAGCCACGAGUGGUGGGUGGUUGGCGGAAACGUGCGACCGGUCCCGCGUUCCUUCGAGGCCCCCGGUGCCGCCACGGGUGGGGUGGACGCAGGGGCUGCUCUGGGCGCAGAACCGUCUCGGGAGCCUUUCGCUCUUCCCGGGUCCCGAGUUGGAAACUCGGGCGACAGCGAGACGAGGCGCUUGGCAAAAAAACAGCCGCAUGUCGAUGUAUUCCGCGCUGCGAGAUUGGCCGAGUUGGAGCAGGCGACGAAAGACGCGCUCAGGGCCCUCGUCGUCUCCUGCUGCUUUCCGCCGAGUCACCGGCCGACCGCGAGAGCCUUCGAAACGACGCUGCUGGCGGCGAUUGGAGCCCAAGGCGCGUCACGCGCACCAGACACCCUUCUGGGCCAGCCAGUUUGGGAGGAGGGUCUCUCAGGCGUCUGGCCGCAGCUCCACGGCCUCGCAGGCCUGCUGAAAACUUGGCAAGACAGCGGUCCGGUAUUCUUUACCGCCGUCAGUGUGAGCACGCCCUGUGGGGCUGUUGCAGACACUCCCGGCGCUCCUCGAGGGGACACCGCGGACGAGGGCCCCAUGUGGGGUGACGCCCUUUGCAUGGUUGAGGGGUCGAGAGGAAGUCGUUGUGACACGAGGGGUGCCGAGGGUGGCUGGUCACGGGUCAGAGGCAGUGCGAGUUCUCAGAAAGAUGUCAAAUGGUUUGUGAGCGCUAACACAUGCACCACAUCACAGCCACAAGAGAAGGUCCCCGAGACGUUUCUGAUAAGUCGCCAGCGGGAGGGAGGCAUACCGCUGUCUGUAUACAGCGUCGAGCGUCGCUACUGGGGGGUCGGAGACCGGAGAGACAGCUCUGAGUGGCAGGUGUCUGAGCUGCUGGUUCUCCUGAGAAAGCUGCAGAGAGCGGCCUCAAAACUGACGGGUGCCCUCGAGAGACAGACGGUUCGUGCGAGACUUCUCUUGCCGCAGGUCGUCGCCAGUAGGGAGGCGGAGAGCCUCCUUUUGACCGUCGUCCAGGGGCUCGCCGCCGCGUUGGGCGAAGAGACAUGCCCGCGCCUCGAUACUCUGAGUGUCUCUCAGGUGGCGUCCACCUCAGGCAGCGACGACCUUCGUUUGGUGCAGGACCAAGCGCUCGUUCCAGAAGAGACAGCGAGGCUCGAGAAAGAAGCAGCACUUGAUUCUUGGGAACCAAGACACUCGAGAGCUAUGUUGCUGCAUGCGACCACGGGCGCGGUCUACGGCUCGCUGUCGCGCGGCUGGCAGUGGCUCGUUGUGCAGAGACUAGGGAAAAGGGUGAUUCCAAGGGGCUCCCCAGACAUCGAAACUCGCCAACAAAACAAAGAAACAAAGGCGGGUCUUCUAAGUAUCCAGCAUCUGCGAGGCAGUCCACCACCGUCCGUCGUUUCUCCCGGAGUGUCUCCGCUGGCGCUGCUCGUCCCACCUCGUCCCCGCCGCGUCGACAGCAAAGGCCCCCUAUCGGCGGCUCUGCUGCCGACCGCAUCUGGGGCGCCUGUUCUUCUGGAGCCUCAUCCGCAGUUCCUGCGGGAGCUGGGCCGGCGCCCGAAGCCCGCGCAAGGUAGAAUGGAAGGCUGGCUAACUGAAAGAAGAAAGUUGCAGGACAAAGACGAAGGUCUCUGGCUGCGCCGCAUUGACAAGCUCCACAGCCUGCUCACAAUGACUCUCAAGGCGCCUCGAGGCACCGGCGGCGUCAGCGAAAAUGUACGGUGAUCGAUGCGAACUGAGGUGGAGGCCGGGAUUUGACCAACCAGGAUCCUGGCUUCCUUGGCAGUAAGUGGGCCUUCUUGGAUGGAUUCGAAAGAAAAGUGGCGGUGUGGUGUCUCUCACAUUGUGCGAGAAGACACAGGCGGAUCGCAUAUCCCAUCGACUGUGUUUUUUGUGUUGGUUUUUCAAAUAGACGCUGGAGAAUACUACGUGCUCGUUGCACUUAACAUGGUGGCCGUGGCAAGCACACUAGAACUAAAGUCCGGGUGACAAACGGACUCUGAAAAUGCGGUGAGACUU